Molecule: messenger RNA, 2631 nt
Organism: Solea solea (common sole)
Lineage: Eukaryota; Metazoa; Chordata; Actinopteri; Pleuronectiformes; Soleidae
Gene: cax1
Product: cation/H+ exchanger protein 1
Exons: 20
Coding region: 68-2527 (819 amino acids)
Biological process (GO): intracellular calcium ion homeostasis; calcium ion transmembrane transport
Cellular component (GO): membrane; endomembrane system
Molecular function (GO): calcium:proton antiporter activity
Source: RefSeq, a predicted model, not a curated record
UUAAGGAGCAACACUCGGAGUGAAGUGAAGACAAGUGAAGCGAAGAAGUGAGUGGUAAACAGACAACAUGUCGGACAGAAAGACGUUGUUGGGGCCUGCUGAGGUGGAGAACCUCCGCAGAAGAUCCGCCGCUGAUUCCUCAGAGAACUAUGUUGAUCCUGAACAGCAUCGGCGGUUUCCACAGCGACAGCCCCACACGGACAGACUCUGUGUGGGCCCCCAUCAUCCAGAGCUGGGAACGGUGGCGACGCCUUCCCCGGACGCUGCCGUGCCGCACUUCUGCCACUACUCGCCCAAAGGCUUCCUCGCUGUGCACAGAGGACACGGCACCUCGGCCCGCUCCACUCCUCCCUCCCAGUACGCAGAGGAAGGUUGGCAUGAGGCCACGACAAAGACCACCAUCAGAGCUGAGAAUGAAGUGGAGGCUCACAGGGAGGCCAACAACUACAAGUUUGGCUUCAGGAAGUGGAAAGGCAGCGUCACAGAGAAGCCCGUUGAAGAAAGAUCCUCAAAAGAGCUGUACACUGAUUUAAGUGUUGCCAAGCCUCUAAAAGGCUCGGUGGUUACCUUUGGAAACAUCAUUUAUGUGUUUUUAUUUGGAUGGUGGAUAUCUUUGUUCUACUUCCUCCUCUGUGUUGUCAUGUUUCUAACAGUCGUCUGCGCUCCUUAUGGCAAACUUUGUUGGAAGAUGGCCUGUUACUUUCUCUGGCCCUUUGAGAAGGCAAUAGAGAAGGCCGGUGGUAAAGUGAAGAGAUCCACUGUGAUUCUGCCAAAGUGUGAGGUCAUAAUUAAAGAGGGGGACACCGAGGACAGCAGGGACCUCACCAGUGACAAGGAUACAAAGCCCCUUCUCGUGUCUUCCCCGGUCUCUUUGGACAUUCCCGUCCCACAACCACCGACUAAAACCACGUCAAAGCACUGGUGUCGCGUCAGCACGUAUGUUUGGUUGUUGCUGGGUUACCCUGUGCUGGCUGUGGUCCACUCGCUUGCCUGCGUGAUCUCCUGGAUGCUGAUCUUCACCAUCCCAGUUGCUAAGAUGAACGCUCGCACGCUGACCACCGUCCUCCUCAUGGCACCAGAGGACGUCACCAUCCGUAAGCUGUCAAAGACGACUGAAUUCGAGUACAGAGUCACCUUGUGCUGCUACCAGGCGUGUAAUGUGUAUUACUGCAAAUACACUGUACAUGGAAUCAACAUCUUUGCUCUCAACCUGCUUCCCCUGGUAUUGAUCACUUUGAUUAUUGGCUAUACUGACCAUGACCACUAUUACUUCAGUGCGGAGACAAAGUUUGCGACAGCCAUCACCUCCAUCAUUCCUCUGUCUUACUAUAUCGGGAUGGGAAUCGCCAGCAUUUCUGCACAGAGUAACUUUGCAGUGGGAGCCGUGGUGAAUGCGACUUUUGGCUCCUUCACUGAGAUGACGUUCUACAUUACAGCACUGCUCCAGGGAUACCAGACCUCGAACAAGUGUUACGAAGAGAUCGUUAAAGCGGCUCUCACUGGAACCCUGCUUGGAUGUAUUCUGUUCAUACCUGGCAUCUGCAUGAUCAUCGGUGGAAUCAAGCACAGGGAGCAGCGGUUUAACAGUCGCUCGGCUGGAGUGAGCUCGGCUUUGCUUUUCAUAUCCAUCGGAGGUGUUUUUGCUCCCACCCUUUUCUCGAAGACGUUCGGUAAUCUGGUGUGUGAGAGCUGCACCAGCAUCCCGAGCAAUGUCAGCGUACCCUUAGUCUGCAAGGACUGUCACUAUGACACGAUUGGAACUGACGCACACACCAUUCUCUUACAUAUAGAGCCUUUGGUGUACACCAUUUCUGUGCUACUGCCUGCUGCUUACCUGAUAGGCCUCAUCUUCACACUGAAGACCCACUCCCACAUCUAUGAUGUCCACAUCAGUGACGGCCACGGGGGCCAUGCACAUGGUCAGUACACACGAGAGGACGUCCUCACCUGCCCCCCGGUUACUGCUGGUCAUCCGUAUGCUGUCAACGCGUGUAUAAAUGACAGCAUUUUAACCACCAGCGAGGUCGCAGAAGGAGGUCACCAUGUCGUCCUCUGGUCACGAUGGAGGGCUCUCGCGGUGUUGAUCGUUGCCACGGUGCUGAUGGCCUGUUGUGCUGACCUCAGCACAGAGAACAUCGGACCCAUUCUGACCCAUUCGUCCGUCUCACAGUGCUUCAUUGGUGUCACAGUGUUGGCCAUGGUGCCAGAAAUUCCUGAGAUUGUUACUGGGAUCCAGUUUGCUCUGCAGAACAACAUCAGCCUGAGCCUUGAGGUGGGCAGUUGCAUUGCUGUCCAGGUCUGCAUGAUUCAGAUCCCACUGCUUAUCCUCUUCAAUGCAUUCUAUGAUGUUGGAUUUGUGCUCGUGUUCAGUGAUAUCCAUCUGUGGUCCAGCAUCUUCAGUGUCAUCCUGGUCAAUUACAUCUUCAUGGAUGGAAAAUGUGACUACUUUCAGGGCACUGCUCUUGUGGUGAUUUACCUCAUCCUUUUGGCACUUUACUUCUUUGCUCCUUCUCCACAAUCUUGUUGAUCUCUUUUGUUCAAGAAAAAUCUGCUUUAUGUAAUAUUUGUGUGCUGUUUAAAGUUAAAAAAAAAGAAAAUGAAAUGUGCUGGUUAGGGUUAUUUUUUGUGUAC